AUGCCCUGUUUGAGCAUAGAAAGCGUUCGCUGCCUGCUUUCAACCUUCAUACCGCGCAUCCUCUCCCCAGGCAACCCGCGUGAGACUGUUUUAUUCGGAGGGCCAGAUCCUAAACGAAGCUCGACGCUCGGCUCUACAAAGUCAGAUAUUUCUAUGAUGUCGAAGGAACAGUCUAUCUUGACUGCACCUUCAGGUUCUGGUGUUCCUGCAAAAAGUCCAGUAACACAACGCUUGAAGACCGUGCGCAUAUGGUUUCCUCGUAAUGGAAUUGCAAUUAUGGAAGAUAUCAAAAGCAAGGGCCUCGAUGAUGUGGUUCUUGAUGCCAUUGUUCUUCAGGAGCUUGGCGCUAAGCAUAGAGCCCAGGAUGACCAUGGCAACACGAGGGAUGCAUUUUUAGUCGAUCUUGCGGUUCUUGAGGCUGGGAUCUCACGAGUUUGGGGGAUAUAUGGCAUUCCGAAAUUUAUCCCCUUGAGCAGCGAUGAUCCGGUUAUCUUGAAACAACCGACAACAGACCUUGAGUCGAAGAAGGGUCUUUUUUACCAGCGCCUACAUUCAAAAUAUCUGUACGAGUACGGAAGAAGGCAAAGUCUCGCAGAAGUUUUGGGAUAUGAGAUGCCUGUGAGUUUGAAAAUCUGGUAUGAGGACACACUGCAAGACAUUGGCAGACGCCUAAAAGAGCUCGGUUACUAUUGA
This is a messenger RNA of Penicillium samsonianum, 693 nucleotides long. RefSeq lists its product as uncharacterized. The transcript is spliced from 2 exons. The record is from RefSeq and is a predicted model, not a curated record. Bases 1 to 693 code for a protein of 230 amino acids. NCBI's taxonomy places the organism in Eukaryota, Fungi, Ascomycota, Eurotiomycetes, Eurotiales, Aspergillaceae.